CUCGUUGAUCUUCUCCACAUUAAAAAGUUCUGCCGUCCUAAAAAUUUCCAACGGCCCCUCUAACUAGAUCACCAAUUGCGACUGCGGGAUCAUCCACGAUCUUAGCAUUCUUCAAUUCAGAUCAUCUCCAAAAUGUUGCGACAAAUAAAACCACGCAAUGCUCGCUCUAAACGAGCUCUCGAGAAGAAGGCUCCCAAGGUUGUCGAGAACCCGAAGACAGCUCUUUUCCUUCGCGGAACGACCUGUUCGCAAAUCGCGCAAGAUGCUUUAACAGACCUCUACUCUCUGCGACAACCGCUCGCCAAGAAAUUCACCAAGAAGAAUGACAUUCAUCCGUUCGAGGAUCCCUCGUCUCUUGAAUUCUUCAGCGAGAAGAACGACACCUCGCUGCUAGUAUUCGGCAUCAGCUCCAAGAAGCGCCCGCACACGUUGACAUUCGCGCGCACCUUCGCAGGCAAGAUCCUCGACAUGUUGGAGUUGCACCUAGACCCGGAGAGCUAUCGCCGCAUCUCGCAAUUCAAGGGGCGCAAGUUCGCCGUGGGCCUACGACCUAUGAUGCUGUUCUCGGGAACCGCGUUUGAGAGCCCGGUCGCCAACGAGUACACGAUGGCCAAGAGCAUGCUGAUCGACCUGUUCAAGGGCGACACGUCGAGCGACAAGAUCGACGUCGAAGGUCUGCAGUACCUCGUCUCUGUCUCGGCCGACGAGCCUGUGGGCGAUGCCGUAAAGCCGGCAAUUCACCUGCGCGUUUACCUCAUCUCGACGAAGCGCAGCGGACAGCGAUUGCCACGAGUCGAGGUUGAGGAAAUGGGCCCACGCAUGGACUUCCGAGUCGGCCGCAUGCAGGAGCCCGAGGAAGCGGUGCUGAAAGAGGCUAUGAAGACGGCAAAGGUGGAGGAGAAGGUCAAGAAGAACGUGACGACGGAUACCAUAGGCGACAAGAUCGGCCGCAUCCAUCUUGGCAGACAAGACCUCAGCGAGCUGCAGACAAGAAAGAUGAAGGGUCUGAAGCGAAAUCGAGAUCUGGACAACGAGGAAGCGCAGGCGAUGGAUGUUGACGAGGAUACCCCGAAGCGCUCCAAGAAGUGAAAAGUCAAGGCGAUGAAAUACGCGCAUGGGAAUGGCGUUCUGGGUGGUUUCUUGUUAUUGCUACAGACACAUUGUCUAAUGGAGUUGGGAGUUCCCCGUUCAUGAAAAAUACAGACUAUUCCGCCUACUUCUGUUCCGACUUGAACUGUUGGUACAAUUUGCCCACGACUCUCCGGCCCUCGUUGUCUCCCUGGAUCCAUUCUUCGGGUGAGAAGAGGUCGAACAUGCCAACCCUGCCCAGUAAUGGUAACGUCGCGCGCAUCGCUUCUUCCAGCUGAGCUAGCUUGCCCUUAUCUCCGGCCUUGUACGCCUCGUUAUACGUACGAAUGUUGAUGAGUAAUGCACUGCAAAGUUGGAGUUUAGCCCUUGAUACUAGGUAGUGUAUAUGACAAACUACUAAAACUGACCCCACUGUUCCCGUCUGUACCUUGGUUCCGUCAGGCAACGUAAUUUGGGGCAUUUCAGCUCCGAGGGUAGCCGAAUUGAGAGAAGCGAGUCUGCUACCGUCGUCGGUGUUGUUCGCCAUGGCGUUUAAGAUGGGUCCGGCUAUAUUCUGUGAUGUGACGUGUGGUAAGUGUUGUCAAGUGGUACCAAAACACCUAGUGCCUAAUAGAGACGAAUGAAACCGAGUGAUGGCUUUCUUACCCAAUACGAAUUAUCUUGGAAUUUUAUCA
Annulohypoxylon truncatum is the source of this 1763-nucleotide messenger RNA. RefSeq names its product Brix-domain-containing protein. Gene Ontology annotation, biological process: ribosomal large subunit assembly; maturation of LSU-rRNA from tricistronic rRNA transcript (SSU-rRNA, 5.8S rRNA, LSU-rRNA). The record is from RefSeq and is a predicted model, not a curated record. NCBI's taxonomy places the organism in Eukaryota, Fungi, Ascomycota, Sordariomycetes, Xylariales, Hypoxylaceae. Gene Ontology annotation, molecular function: rRNA binding. The transcript has 3 exons. Bases 133 to 1089 code for a protein of 318 amino acids. Gene Ontology annotation, cellular component: nucleolus.